AUGGAAGCCACUCAAUUUCUUCAUCUCUCUCCCAAUCUCCAAUUUCUCCCUUCAAAUCCUCUCAUCAGCACCACCACCAAUCACCAAUUCCGCAAGUUCAAAUCUUCCGUUGCAACUCCAGAGCUCGUCUCUCAGAACUUCACCAGGAACUCGCCAAGGAAACAUUUCUUCCGAGGCCGUCCCAAUCAGCAGCGGCGGCGGAAGAAGUCAUUCAAGGAGAAAGAUGCCUUCCCGGAAUCGCUGCCGCUCCACAAUCGAAACCCACAAGCCAUUUACAAGGAUAUCCAGAGACUGGCCAGGAUGGACAAGCUUGAGCAAGCUCUGGCUGUCAUGGACUACGUCGAGCAGCAGGGGAUCCCUGUAAAUGCCACCACUUUUUCGGCCCUCAUUGCGGCUUGCAUUCGGGCGAAGUCGCUGGAGGAAGGGAAGCAGGUCCAUGUACAUAUCAGGAUCAAUGAGCUGGAGGACAACGAGUUCUUGAAGAACAAAUUGGUACAUAUGUACACUGCUUGUGGGUCGAUUGACGAUGCCCACAAGGUGUUCGACGAAUUUCCUUCGAGUAAUGUGUAUUCAUGGAAUGCGUUGAUUCGGGGGACUGUGAUAUCGGGGAGGAAGAGGUACCAAGAUGUUGCGUCUGCGUAUGGGGAGAUGAGGGAAAUGGGUGUUCAACCAAAUGAGUAUACUUUCUGUAACAUCAUUAAGAGCUUUGCCGGUGCAUCCGCGUUUAAGCAAGGGUUGAAGACUCAUGCGGUGUUGGUAAAGAACGGGUUGAUCGGUAGUGCGAUGCUCCGAACCAGUUUGAUUGAUAUGUAUUUCAAGUGUGGCAGGAUCAAGCUAGCCCACAUGGUCUUUGAGGAAAUGUCUGAGAGAGACAUUGUUCUGUGGGGUGCGAUGAUUGCAGGGUUCUCCCACAACAGGCGCCAACUCGAGGCAUUGGAUUAUGUAAGGUGGAUGGUGCAAGAAGGGAUACACCCGAACUCGGUGAUCUUAACGACGAUUCUCCCAGUGAUCGGUGAAGUGCAGGCUAGGAGAAUAGGGCAGGAAGUUCAUGCUUUUAUCUUGAAAACAAAGAACUAUUUCACUCAGCUACCAUUGCAGACUGGAUUGAUAUCCAUGUACUGCAAAUGUGGCGAUAUGGUCUCAGGUAGGAGGGUGUUCUACAGCUCCAAGAACAGGAAUGUGAUUUCCUGGACCGCUUUAAUGUCGGGUUACGUAUCAAAUGGACGAUUCGAGCAGGCUUUGAGAUCAGUUGUCUGGAUGCAACAGGAAGGUUUCAAACCGGACGUCGUCACAGUAGCUACAGUCCUUCCAGUUUGCGGAAAGCUGGGAGCCAUAAAUCAGGGGAAAGAAAUCCAUUCCUAUGCCGUGAGAAGGUGCUUCUUUCCUAACGUAUCAGUGACCACUUCUCUCGUGAAGAUGUACUCGGACUGUGGCAUCAUGGACUAUUCAGUCAAGCUGUUUGAUGCCUUGGAGAGGAGAAACGUCAUAUCAUGGACAGCCAUGCUGGAUUCCUACGUGGAAAAAGGGUUUACCGACGAAGCAUUCCAACUCUUCAGGUCAAUGCAGCUUUCAAAAUCCCGGCCCGAUUCUAUCACACUAGCUAGGAUCUUGACAGCUUGUGGAGAAUCCAAAGCUUUAAGGCAUGGGAAAGAGAUCCAUGGACAGUUACUGAAGAAAAGACUCGAGUCCAUCCCUUUUGUUUCAGCAGCGACCAUUAAAAUGUAUGGAAGUUGCGGGUUGAUUCAUUACUCAAGAUCGGUCUUUGAUGCGUUAUCUAUCAAGGGUUCGAUGACAUGGACUUCCAUUAUAGAUGCACAUGGGUGUAACGGUCUGUACAAAGAUGCAAUCAGGCUUUUCGAGGAGAUGACAUCUCACGGUUGCACUCCCAACCCGUUCACAUUCACCGUAUUGUUGUCAAUCUGCGACAAGGCAGGAUUUGCUGACGAAGCUUGCCGGAUUUUCGAAGUGAUGACAAGGAAGUAUGGUCUUGAUGUUUCGGAAGAGCAUUGUUCUAUCAUGGCUGGACUUCUCAGCUCUUGUGGUCGAUCUGCAGAGGCUGAAAGGUACGCAAGGUUAGUCAUGUUGUAA
Molecule: messenger RNA, 2088 nt
Organism: Linum tenue
Lineage: Eukaryota; Viridiplantae; Streptophyta; Magnoliopsida; Malpighiales; Linaceae
Source: the annotation of a GenBank genome assembly